CAUACUGAUAUACACAUACAUACACACUCUUCUUUUUUUUUCUCUCUCUCUCUCUCUCUAAAAUCGUGUCUUGUUUUUUCUUCCUUUCUUUCUUUGUAUACUCGCGAGAAAGGUGAAGUAUUAGAAGAGAAAACGCAGAUGAGAAAUGAUAUGAAAGCAUCAUCACGCCCAAUCCAAACCUCGCUUUUCCCAUUCCCAAUCCCAAUUGAUGCCGUGAUUUUUUCCUCUCUCUAAAUCUCAAUUCCCUCUCUCCCCCUAACCCUAAAUUGAUGCCGAUUUCGCUGCUCAAUUAGAAUCACAAUCACAAUCAUGUCCUUCCAUCCGAGGCCUUACAGUUACAACAGCUACGGAGAGGCGGAAGACCCGGAGAGGAGGAGCGGCGGCGAAGGCAGCAGCUCCGGCUUAGCGGCGGCGGCGGCGCAACCGCAGCGGGAGCACAUGUUCGACAAGGUGGUCACCCCGAGCGACGUGGGGAAGCUGAACCGCCUCGUGAUCCCGAAGCAGCACGCGGAGAAGUACUUCCCUCUCGACUCCUCCGCGAACGACAAGGGUUUGCUCCUCAACUUCGAGGACCGCAACGGCAAGCCCUGGCACUUCCGCUACUCCUACUGGAACAGCAGCCAGAGCUACGUCAUGACCAAAGGCUGGUCCCGCUUCGUCAAGGAGAAGAAGCUCGACGCCGGCGACAUCGUCUCCUUCCACCGCGGAGCCGGCGAUCUCCCCAAGGACCGCCUCUUCAUCGACUGGCGCCGCCCCUCCGACCUCCCCCGCCACCACCACCACUUCUCCUUCCACCACCACCCCUGGAGCCCUCUCUUCAUCCCCCCUCCUCCGCCGCCCCUCCACCACCACUACCACCGCCCCAUGGCCUACGGAAGCGUGGUGAACGGAAGCCCUUGCCUCCCUGGCUCCAUAGUGUACUUGAGAGGCGGCGCAGCGGCGCAGGGCCAAAGAGAGAUGGUUUUUGAGUCGGUGCCGGUGGUCCAAGGAAAAGCAGCAGCGAAGCGGCUCAGGCUGUUCGGCGUGAAUAUGGAUUGUCCCAUUUCCGAAUCAGAUGACACCUCUCCCCUGCCCGACAAAGGGAAGAAAUCCAUCUCUUUGGAAUUGGAUAUUUAGAAUUAUCCCUUUUGUCUUAAUUAUCUCUCUUUCACACCAACAACUGCUGCUGCUGCGCUCCCAGCUUUUGGAGAUAAUGCAAGAAGGGAAUUUGAAGAGAGAGAGGGAGGGAGAGAUAGGAAAUUAAGGAGUUGAAACUGGGAUCGGCCCUUGAUGUCGUCUAAGGGUUUCGGUUUGUUCGUUUCAUGCUCAAUGAUAGUAUAACACUAUUUCAGCAUUUGCAUUCCUUGGAGAAUAAUCAAUUGCCCUUGAGAUAGGUUCUGAAAAUGAAGAUAUAUAUACAAUUAAUUGUAAGACAUAAAUAUGUAGCUUAAUCAUAUGUAUACAAUGGUGAACUUGUGCAUAUUAUUGGUAUGGUUUCCAGUGGAUGCAUUUUGAUAAGAAAGUUUGAAACAUUAUUCUA
This is a messenger RNA of Salvia splendens (bonfire salvia), 1519 nucleotides long. RefSeq names its product B3 domain-containing protein Os03g0120900-like. Bases 310 to 1116 code for a protein of 268 amino acids. NCBI's taxonomy places the organism in Eukaryota, Viridiplantae, Streptophyta, Magnoliopsida, Lamiales, Lamiaceae. Gene Ontology annotation, molecular function: DNA-binding transcription factor activity; DNA binding. The record is from RefSeq and is a predicted model, not a curated record. The transcript is spliced from 4 exons.